AUGUCCGAACUCCAAGGGAACGUUCCGACACGACGCAUCAUGGAUAACACAAAGUCACCGGAAGAUCCAGUUGUGAAGCCACCAGUGGAUCUGGGGAAGGAUGAACCAGAAACGCGGGUUGUUGCGGGCGACUCGAUCGAUGCCUGUGCAGAGCGUGCGCUCGUCCGGAAAUUCGAUUUCCGCAUUCUUCCUGUCCUGGCCAUCAUGUAUCUGUUCAAUAGCUUGGACAAGUCCAAUUUGGGAAAUGCAAAGACAGCAGGGUUAGAGGAGACUCUUAACCUCAAGGGCGACCAAUACAACAUCAUCCUCAGCAUUUUCUUCAUCCCCUAUGUCUUGACGGCGCCGUUCCUGGGCAUCUUAGGCAAGAUGUACGGGCCGAACCUGGUUCUGCCCUGCAUGAUGCUGACCUUUGGGCUGUGUACUGUUUUAGUGGUGGUUGUGUAUAAUUUUGGGGGCCUGAUGGCGAUUAGAUGGUUUCUUGGCAUGUCUGAGAGUGCCUUUUUCCCCCUCGUUAUCUAUUAUUUGACAACAUUCUAUCGUCGAGGUGAACUGGCCAGACGUCUGGCGAUUUUCUAUGCCGCACAGAGCAUUGCCUCGGCCUUCUCGGGUCUUCUCGCCUUUGGUGUUUUCCAAAUCCACUCCGGUCCACUGACCCCAUGGCGGUACCUCUUCCUUAUUGAAGGCCUGGCGACCGUUUUGUUCGCGCUUUUCGUAUUCUGGUAUCUGCCCCGCUCGGCAUCUGAGGCGCGCUUCCUCUCCGAAGCCGAGAAGGCACUAGCAUUCACGCGGAUGCAGCUCGACAGUUCGGCCGUUGUCAAUGAGAAACUCAACCUUCGCGACGCAUUCCGUAUCUUCAAACAUCCGACCAGCUGGGCCAUUGUGGGUAUUCAGAUCUGCCUCGGCGUCCCUCUGCAAUCCGUCCAACUGUUCCUCCCUCAAAUCAUCUCCAAACUCGGAUACGGCACCGUAAAGACGAAUCUCUACACCGUGGCCCCCAACGUCUCAGGUGCCGUCGUGCUUCUUAUCCUCGCCUUCUGCAGUGAUUGGACGCGAUGGCGAUUCCCAUUCAUUGCCCUGGGCUUCUUAUUCACUUUCCUGGGUAUGAUCAUCUAUGUGGCGAUCGACCCCGAGAAGAAUAUCAACGUGGCCUACUUCGCCUCGUUCAUGAUGACCUGGGGUACCUCCGCACCAUCCGUGUUGUUGGAUGUCUGGUACAACAACAACAUUGCCAGCGAAGGCAAACGAAUCGUCUUGACGAGUAUCGCAGUACCUCUUGCGAACUUGAUGGGUGUGGUUAGUUCGAAUAUCUUCCGCAACCAGGAUGCCCCGAAGUACCUGCCGGCGCUGAUCACCACGGCGUCUUUCGGAGGAACGGGUAUCAUUCUCACACUUCUUCUUGGCUUCUGGAUGAUGUUGGAUAAUAAGCGACGGGAUCGUGCACAAGGGAUCAAAUUACGGGCUAUGGAUGUCCCGACCGAGAGGUUGGCAGAGGGUCCCAGUAGUCCCGAUUUUCGGUGGUUUUUAUAA
Aspergillus oryzae RIB40 is the source of this 1527-nucleotide messenger RNA. RefSeq names its product putative MFS transporter. Gene Ontology annotation, biological process: transmembrane transport. The record is from RefSeq and is a predicted model, not a curated record. Lineage: Eukaryota; Fungi; Ascomycota; Eurotiomycetes; Eurotiales; Aspergillaceae. The transcript has 4 exons. Bases 1 to 1527 code for a protein of 508 amino acids. Gene Ontology annotation, cellular component: membrane. Gene Ontology annotation, molecular function: transmembrane transporter activity.